Molecule: messenger RNA, 2112 nt
Organism: Lytechinus pictus (painted urchin)
Lineage: Eukaryota; Metazoa; Echinodermata; Echinoidea; Temnopleuroida; Toxopneustidae
Product: actin CyI, cytoplasmic
Exons: 4
Coding region: 452-1582 (376 amino acids)
Source: RefSeq, a predicted model, not a curated record
GUUGUACUAGUUAUUAGUCAUCUCGGACACUUUGGGAUUGUACGAGUUCGUAAACAAUCCCUUUGGAGGCAAAAUAUAGCAAGAGGAACAUAGCACAGUGGAAUUAUAUUUGGAAAAGAGCAAGUCAUCGCGUGUAUUUAUGACCUUUAAAGCACCUACUUUUGCUAAUCAGGACAAAAUUUAUGCAUCAGUGUUGAGUGAGAAAACGCCGGGUGGCUUUCUGAGGCGAACCCCGAUAAGGAUAUUAAUAAUAAAGUGAGUGUGCGCAGUCCACGUUGAGUCAAAUGUUCUCCUUAUAUGGUCAACGUGUUCCACGUUCGAAUGAUGCGGUCAUCAUUAUAAUACCCGAUCGCUUCUUCGUUUCUGCAUCAUUCCAACCUAGAAGUACCAGCCAGCUCACAGGUGGUGAAAAUCUUGUUCUCCUCAUUUCGUACACGAAAAAUAAAUCAACAUGUGUGACGACGAUGUUGCCGCUCUUGUCAUCGACAACGGAUCCGGUAUGGUGAAGGCCGGAUUCGCCGGAGACGAUGCCCCAAGGGCUGUCUUUCCAUCCAUCGUUGGUAGGCCCCGUCACCAGGGUGUCAUGGUCGGUAUGGGACAGAAGGACAGCUACGUCGGAGACGAGGCCCAGAGCAAGAGAGGUAUCCUCACCCUGAAGUACCCCAUCGAGCACGGUAUCGUAACCAACUGGGACGAUAUGGAGAAGAUCUGGCAUCAUACCUUCUACAAUGAACUCCGUGUUGCCCCAGAAGAGCAUCCCGUCCUCCUAACCGAGGCUCCCCUCAACCCCAAGGCCAACAGGGAAAAGAUGACACAGAUCAUGUUCGAGACCUUCAACUCACCCGCCAUGUAUGUCGCUAUCCAGGCCGUACUUUCACUCUACGCCUCUGGUCGUACCACUGGUAUCGUUUUCGACUCUGGUGAUGGUGUUUCUCACACCGUGCCCAUCUACGAGGGUUACGCCCUUCCCCACGCCAUCCUCCGUCUGGACUUGGCUGGACGUGAUCUCACCGACUACCUGAUGAAAAUCCUCACCGAGCGUGGCUACUCUUUCACUACUACUGCUGAGCGUGAAAUCGUUCGUGACAUCAAGGAGAAGCUCUGCUACGUCGCCCUUGACUUCGAGCAGGAGAUGCAGACUGCUGCCUCAUCCUCCUCCCUCGAGAAGAGCUACGAGCUUCCCGACGGACAGGUCAUCACCAUCGGCAACGAGCGAUUCCGUGCCCCUGAGUCACUCUACCAGCCAUCCUUCCUUGGAAUGGAAUCAUCAGGAAUCCAUGAAACCACCUACAACAGCAUCAUGAAGUGCGAUGUUGACAUCCGUAAGGAUCUGUACGCCAACACUGUUCUUUCUGGAGGCUCCACCAUGUUCCCAGGAAUCGCUGACAGGAUGCAAAAGGAGAUCACCUCCCUUGCUCCACCAACCAUGAAGAUCAAGAUCAUCGCUCCUCCAGAGAGGAAAUACUCUGUAUGGAUCGGAGGCUCCAUCCUUGCCUCUCUCUCAACAUUCCAACAGAUGUGGAUCAGCAAGCAGGAAUACGAUGAGUCUGGCCCAUCCAUCGUCCACAGGAAGUGCUUCUAAACUACUCAACCGUACUUGUUGAACAAACACUCGAACAUUACCAUUUUCAGUGUGAGAAAUCUUGGGAGAUAGAAGAGACUUCCAUCUCCAUGAGAUUCAUUGUCUUGUUUUUGAUGGUUCAUCUAGUUGUCACAGUAAAUUCAAUAGAAGGACAACCAAACCGAUGCAUUCUUAAAAGUUGGAUACUGCCAAGAUAAAUUGGUUUGUGCCAAGUUAACCAGGAAGAUAUUCAUAUAAUUUGUUUCCCAUUUUCUUGAAAAUUGUGCAUUUUCCUUUUUUGGGAAGUUUUGCAACAUUAUUCCUACCAAAUUUGCAAACAUUAAGGCCUAGUAUUUAUUUUUGUUCUACCUGAAUGCCGAAAUCCUGCCAAAGCAACCUUGGAUUAUUUUUUAUCACUUUGAAAGUUACAUUUUCGACCCUUGCAUUCUGUUCUGUUCAAUUUGUUUCACGCCGCCAAAUUGAUUGUAUAUAUUAUUUCACAUAAUAUGAACAAAAAAGUUUGAAAAACAUGAAUUCUGUAAAUAAAUUUA